Messenger RNA from Coregonus sp. 'balchen', 8561 nucleotides. The record is from the annotation of a GenBank genome assembly. Lineage: Eukaryota; Metazoa; Chordata; Actinopteri; Salmoniformes; Salmonidae.
AUGGCAGAGUUGAGAUGCCGGAAAACAGCGGUAAAGGAGGGAGAAGAGGAGGAACACCAGCAGUGUGAAUCUGAACCUCGCUCAGAGAAUUUUACAAGUAAGCAACCACACUCAAUAGGUGUCAAGAUACAACUGUAGGCCUACAUGGUUUUUUGACAGCCAGGAAAUAAAUAUAUGUGGGUGAAGUUGUAAUUUAUUCAUUUUCUUUUACCAGUGGACAAGGUUAGUCUGAAGAAGUGUUCAGAGGACACAGAUGGAGCUACUUGUGGGGCUCAGGAGAAAGAGAAGGAAGAUGAAGAGGAGGAGGAGAAGAAGGAAGAAGAUGAAAAGGAGGAGGCAGACAGUCAGAAGCCCUCUCCUGUCAAAAGAACCCGGAGCGCCUGCAGAUGUGAGUGGAUCUCUUGUUAUUUUCUCACUGGAAGGGUAGGGAUGAUUAUUCUCUUUCACCAGAUACUUCCUCCAAUGUUAUGUGAAAUAGCCUGGGGACAAGGUUACUCACUGACUGACACAAUCACACAGUAAAAUAUGUGCGUGGGUGAGUGUGUGACUUUUGUCUGACAAUAACGUGAUGUUCAAAUGUACUUUACCCCCACUCCGCAGCGGUUAUGCUUCAGAGUCUAGUGAAGCUGUUCUUUGGAUGCCUGGCAGCAGUAACAUGUGGCAUGAUGUAUGCAGUGUAUCUCUACACCUACCACGAGAGGAAGUUCUGGUUUUCUAGCAGACAGGUGGGUAGCGCUAGCCUGGGUACUAGUCUGUUUGUGCUACCAUUCCACUCCUUUCCACUCCUUGUCAUGCCACACUUGGGAUGCCACACCAGGCUAGGGUAGCGCUGGGUCUUCCCCCAAUCCAUUUCUCUCUCUCUCAGCCCUCCUGUUUUUCUCUCCUUCCUCUCUUGUUCUCUUGUCCUGUCUGAUAAAUCGUUAAAUAAGGGCCAGAUGUUAACAGGAAUAUGAACAAUGCUUACCCUACCUUUGUGCUUAUUUUGUAUCAGGAGCUGGAACGGGAAAUCACCUUCCAGGGUGGCAGUGGACUCUACUAUUACUACUACAAACACAUGUUGACAGCACCCUCCUUUGAAAGAGGUAAUGGCCUAAUCUUGCCCCAAACAAACCAGUAUCCAAUACAAAUCAGUGGUUUUGAUAUCCAAACCUGAGACAGCCUGUCUCACCCAGUCACAGUUCUACUGUAACACUAUCAUAUGUUGCCAUACUGUUACUACAUCUAUGGUUUUCAGUGAUCAUCCUCUUCUUAUUUCUGUCUUAUGGAUUCGUUGUUUUUCUGCUUUAGGGAUAUACGAGCUGAUGAGAGACAACAGGACUGUGUCUGGUCAGACCAUCAACGCAGUGGAACGCCUGUCUCUGUACCCAGAGCUUGUUACUAGCCUGCUCUAUAGAGUCACAGGAAGCCAGGUCAGUCCACCACCCAGAGAUAAUCUCUUUCCCUUGAUCAAAAAGAUCUGACAUGAACCUGUGUUUUUUGGCUGCGUGGCAACUUGCGUUCGUUGACGCGCUGCCUACCCACAACCUGCAGUCUUAUCACCCAUAGAGAUGCUGGUGAUGUACUCUGUGUGUGUCUGACUGGUAUGGUUUCCUCCACCCAUCAGGAUGUAAUAGAGCCAGUAUACUUCUACAUCGGGGUGGUGUUUGGCCUCCAGGCUGUCUACGUCACUGCCCUCUUCGUGUCCAGCUGGGUGAUGAGUGGCACGUGCGUGGCUGGCAUACUGGCUGUGGCCUGGUAUGUCAUCAACCGGUGAGAGUGUGUUCAUCUCCCAAUCAGACACAAUGGAUGCGUCCCAAGUGGCACCCUAUUCCCUUUAUAUUGUGCGCUACUUUUAACCAGGGCCCUACGAUGCAGACUAUGUCUGUUUCCCCAUUGUCCUGCUUUUUCCAGAGGUGUGCACUUGCACCCUCCCUGUCAUGGAUUUAAAAGCAUAGGAGUGUUGGCUGGAGGGUAGUUUCCACCAUUGUUAAAUCCAUCAGAGAAAGUGUUCAAGUGUGAUGAAUCAGGACACAACCAUUAUCAUGGUCUUCCUAGGCAUUCAGACAUUACAACUUAACUUGUUUUAAUUCUGUCAUUGUUCAUUCAUUGUCUCCCCAGACCAGACACAAGCAAAGUGGACUAUGCCAUUCCUCUGCGGGACAACUGGGCCUUGCCUUAUUUCUCCUGCCAAGUUGCAGCUUUAACAGGAUUCCUGAGUAAUAACGUUAACUCUGCCACAGAGGUGAGCUACCUUUGCAUGUUGCUCCAAAUGUAACAAUUACUUUUUAAAUACCUAGGUCAUUGAAGUAAGGGAGAGGAAUAGAUCAUUGUUAUGUGUGGGAUAUAGGGAAUAUAGAGAUUCUAAGUUUGUGUUUGAAAGCUCUUCAUCAUACCACCUGUAGGUUUUUCCCCAUUAGUAAAAUUGACACGUUGGCUCUCCCCUCUGUGUUGUAGAUGUUCUGUUACCUCCUGAUGAGUGCCACCACCUUCACCUUCAUCCUGGUGUGGGAUCACAGCCACUACGUGCUCUUCAUCCAGGGCCUGGCACUGUUCCUGCUUGACUCCUUUGACCUGGUGCCGCCCCGCAAGGUACUUACUUACUGCCCUCCAAAGUUAUUGUGAUAUUAUCUUAUUUUGAAGACCUAUUUGCUGACUUCAAAUGCUGACUUCCGUCUUCAUGGUUCUUGCAGAUGAAACAUUUGCUGAAGGAUAUUUUGGUAUGAUAAAAUGUCAAAGUGUUCAGUCAAUUGGAUAUAGUCUCAGUAUCUCUCUCUCUUUCUGUCUCUCUGUGUGAUUGUCAAGAUGGCUGACAUUCACAAGGUGUACCUGAGCUCUCUCUUCCUGGCCUACAUCCUCCAAUUCCAGAACCCAGCCCUGCUCAGCUCCCCUCUGCUCAGCCUCCUCAUCAGCACAGUGCUCGCGAGGUACUUCCAGGUAGAGAUAGCUUCUCACUCACUCUGUGGAACCAAAUGGCAGUUAGGCUUUGGAGCUGUAAGUUAGCUUCCACCUUUCACACAAAAUUAUGAAAUAUUGAACGUCCAAUACCGUUCACACAUGGAGGAAACGUUUGAUUGAAGCAUAAGGUGUAAAUUAGUCUUAAUAAGAUGAUGGAAGCUGCUAAUGUUAGAUAACAGAGGUUUCUCUGAUCUUUGACAACUGCCACAAUCACUUUCAAAAGUUGUCUGUGGUCUUGUUUUCAGCAAAACAUGAAGAUGGGCCCCCUAGUGGCCAGACUGAUGAAGGUCUUUCUGCAUUUCUACCUUUGCUUCACCACCGGGAUCACCUACAGCUAUGUGGCCAAGGUGAGAGUCCCUGAGUUUAGGUUCAGUUUCAUCAAUAUUGUAAAAUUGAUGGAAAUAUGGGAAUGUUCCCUCUCUGGAUGUGUAUUUGUCUCUGGAUGUGUAUUUGAAAGGAAAUUGCAACAUCUGAUUAACAAACACACAACAUGUUGUAGUAGAUGGGAUUUUAGUUGAAAAAUUUAACUUUUCAUGUAAUAUGCUUCUAAUUUGAUUUCCAGCGACUAAUGCCAGUCAGUGAGAGUGAUUUCAUUUUGAGAUUUCUUGAAGUGAAAUUCGGACUCAACACAACAACGUGAGUUGGAACACUUUCUAACUUAGAACUGACCCAAAUAUUUGGCAUUCAGCAAUAAGACAAAGAUAAGGUAAUUCUAAUGUGAAGUGGCCUGAAGUCUUACUGUAGUAAUAUUAAGUGUUCAAUCAUGAUGUUCACUAGCAAUGAACAACAGCAAAUAUUAAAAUAUUCACAAAAUAUUGAAUGGAUACUCUUCCUCAGAGACUUUGUGACCAACCGGCUCCUGUGUCAAGAAUGCUUCCAGACCCCCAGUCAGGACUUUUUCCUGCGGCUUACCCAAGCAUCAGUCCUGCCUUUCUACCUACUGGUCCUCCUUAUCUGUCUCAUAUCAACACUGCAGACCAUCUACAGGAGGCUCAGGUUAGAAACUACACAUAGUAGACGCCAAGAGAAGCUGUUGUUUUGUGUUCUCAUAAUAUGGUCGAUUUGAAGUAUGAAGGUUUUUGUAUGGCCAUUCAGUAAUUUUUGUAUCUCCAUGGUGACAGUGGUGAGCCAAUGAAAACGAACCUCAGACUCGAAGAUGGACGAAUAGGAGAGCAACCCGAGGUCAUCUACCACGUUUUCCACACAAUGCUGUUCGGGGCUCUGGCUAUGGUCUUUGAGGGGUGUGUUCCUAAAUGAUUCAGGCUUACUUGCUAUAAGCUGUCAGACAUGGAACAAAAAAAUGGCUGUCAUUUUUCACAUGUGGUGUUCAACUAUGGAUUGACUCUCCCGCAGGAUGAAGUAUUUGUGGACCCCAUACGUCUGCAUGUUCACAGCGUUUGGUGUGUGUUCUCCAGAGCUCUGGGUGACUUUGUUCAGGUGGCUGAGGCUGAAGUCCAUCCACCCUGUGGUACUGGUGAGAGAGGCAUUUUCCAUUCAAUUGUCUCCAAGCACCAUAACCUCUACGCUUCGAGUGUGGACAUGCCUCCGGCUCCAUACUCAUAGCUAACAAAUAGAUUCCAGAACACUGAACAGUCCCUUUACAAGUCAGAAUGUUGAAUAAACUUUAUUUGAACUUACUCUACUGGUUGUCAGCUGAUUUCGUCAUUAUGCAGUUGGAAAUGUGAGACAAAAUAUUCACAGGAAAGUAUUAUUAAACCGACUUCAAAACACAUGCGGGUCGCUGUGUGUGGCUAUCACGGUUUGUUCAUCACCUGAGGCACGCUCACACGAUGUAAAUACAUGCUGCAUGCAUACUAGCCGAGCGCGUGCAGGUGUGUACAUGGUUUUGCGCAUGUGUCAGGUGAUAGAAAUCUCAGCGCAGUACCAGCGUCUUGAAAGUCAGGUUAAUAAUGGAUAUUUAUUCUCACAUUUCCAGAGGCAUAAGGACCAACCGCAGAGACAACCAGUAGAGUAAGUUCAAAUGUAAGCUAUUCUGGCUUUUGGAGGUCGUAAGAGGAAGCUUUCCAAACAAUUGUAUUGCUUUGUUUCAGACUGAUACCUAGAUAUCAGUCUGAUGUUUUAGGCUACAAGCACAAUAUCUGUUCAUAAUGUAAAAGUAUAACAUUAAUCUUUUGCUGCUUGUUUUACCCAAACAGGCCUUGAUCUUGAGCACAGCAGUUCCAACUAUCAUUGGAUUCAGUUUAUGGAGAGAGGUGAGGUUUGCAAUAUACGUUAGUAUCAUCAUGUAUUAGUAUUCUCAUGGUUUGAACUUUAACAAUUAAGGUGACAUUUGGAACAUGUUAAAUUGGCAUAACCCUCUCUCCUUCUUUCAGUACUUUCCCCGUGUCAUAGCAGAACUAUCAGAGCUGCAGGAAUUCUAUGACCCAGAUACAGUCGAGCUGAUGAACUGGAUAAAGUGUGUAAUCUGCCUCACACAGAUCAUUUAAUACCCUUUAAUGCAGUUUACCUUGACUUGAGGGUUACACAGUACAUUCUUACUGAGGAUUCUGACCCACCAACUCAUUUCUGCCUCCCUCCCUCUUUUUCUGUCUGUCCCGCCUCUGUUCCUCUCUUUCCUCUCCAGGACCCAUGCCCCGAUGGCGGCAGUGUUUGCAGGCAGCCCACAGCUGUUGGGAUCGGUGAAGCUGUGCUCAGGUUGGACUGUGACCAGUCUGCCUCUCUACUCAGACAUUGACCUGCUGAGGAGGAGUGAGGAUGUGAGUAUGCCUACCUGAAUCAUAUGGUGUGCACUUAGUAGAGUAGACGCAAACAGGAGAAAAUGUUAUGAGAUAGAAAAAAACAUUCUUAAUCCUACAGGUUAAAACAUAUCUCCCCCUGAAACAUAGGAUAGCUGUUCUCCCUAGCAAUUAGUUUUUUCCUUCUGUCAAUCCCCCCAUUUGAAACCUUAUGGUUUGUGUCAAAUAGACGUACCAGGUGUAUGCAAUGAGGUCUGCGGAAGAAGUCUACAAGAUUCUGUCUUUGCACAAGACGAGCUACGUGAUUAUCGAAGAGUCGCUGUGCAACGAGUUGAGUCCCACCAAGGGCUGCAGGAUCAAAGACCUGCUGGAUAUCGCCAACAGCCAUGUGAGUAUUAUGAACACCACUCCCUAUACGUCAAAAUUAUACUAGAUGCACGCACACACACACUUUGAUGAUAAGCUGUAAAUUGUUACAGUACAUAACGACGCUCUGUCGGAGCAAUAUAGCCUAUAUAUACUACCGGUCAAAAUUUUAGAACUACUCAUUCAAGGGUCUUUCUUUAUUUUUACUAUUUUCUACAUUGUAGAAUAAUAGUGAAGACAUCAAAACCAUGAAAUAAUAUGUUAUAUUUGAGAUUAUUUGCCUUGAUGACAGCUUUGCACACUCUUGGCAUUCUCUCAACCAGCUUCAUGAGAUAGUCACCUGGAAUGCAUUGCAAUUAACAGGUGUGCCUGCUUAAAAGUUAAUUAGUGGAAUUUCUUUCCUUCUUAAUGCAUUUGAGCCAAUCAGUUGUGUUGUGACAAGGUAGGAGGGGUAUACAGAAGAUAGCCCUAUUUGGUAAAAGACCAAGUACAUAUUAUGGCAAGAACAGCUCAAAUAAGCAAAGACAAACGACAGUCCAUCAUUACAUUAAGACAUGAAGGUCAGUCAAUACAGAACAUUUCAAGAACUUUGAAAGUUUCUUCAAGUGCAGUCGCAAAAACCAUCAAGCGCUAUGAUGAAACUGGCUCUCGUGAGGACCGCCACAGGAAUGGAAGACCCAGAGUUACCUCUGCUGCAGAGGAUAAGUUCAUUAGAGUUACCAGCCUCAGAAAUUGCAGCCCAAAUAAAUGCUUCACAGAGUUCAAGUCACAGACACAUCUCAACAUCAACUGUUCAGAGGAGACUGUGUGAAUCAGGCCUUCAUGGUCGAAUUGCAGCAAAGAAACCACUACUAAAGGACACCAAUAAGAAGAAGAGACUUGCUGGGGCCAAGAAACACGAGCAAUGGACAUUAGGGCGGCAGGUAGCUUAGUGGUUAAGAGCGUUGUGCCAUUAACCGAAAGGUUGCUGGUUCUAAUCCCCGAGCCGACUAGGUGAAAAAUCUGUUGAUGUGCCCUUGAGCAAGGCACUUAACCCUAAUUGCUCCUGUAAGUCACUCUGGAUAAGAGCGUCUGCUGAAUGACUAAAAUGUAAAAAAAAAUUAGACUGGUGGAAAUGUGUCCUUUGGUCUGGAUUACAAAUGGGAGAUUUCUGGUUCCAACCGCCGUGUCUUUGUGAGAUGCGGUGUGGGUGAACGGAUGAUCUCUGCAUGUGUAUCUCCCACCGUAAAGCAUGGAGGAGGAUGUGUUAUGGUGUGGGGGUGCUUUGCUGGUGACACUGUCUGUGAUUGAUUUUAUAAUUCAAGGCACACCUAACCAGCAUGGCUACCACAGCAUUCUGCAGCGAUACGUCAUCCCAUCGACAGUGGGACUGUCAUUUGUUUUUCAACAGGACAAUGACCCAACACACCUCCAGGCUGUGUAAGGGCUAUUUUACCAAGAAGGAGAGUGAUGGAGUGCUGCAUCAGAUGACCUGGCCUCCACAAUCCCCCGACCUCAACCAAAUUGAGAUGGUUUGGGAUGAGUCAGACCGUGGGAACUCCUUCAAGACAGUUGGAAAAGCAUUCCAUGUUAAGUUGGUUGAGAGAAUGCCAAGAGUCUGCAAAGAUGUCAUCAAGGCAAAGGGUGGCUAUUUGAAGAAUCUGUUUAAAACUUUUUUGGUUACUAUAUGGUUCCAUAUGUGUUAUUUCAUAGUUUUGAUGUCUUCACUAUUAUUCUACAAUGUAGAAAAUAGUAAAAAUAAAGAAAAACCCUUGAAUGAGUCGGUGUUCUAAAACCUUUGACCGGUAGUGUACAUGAUUGCUUUCUUGCACAUUACUGUUCUUUCUUGCUUUGACUUUUGCCGUCCUUCCUCCACCAGGUGGUGUAUGACAAAGGCGAGAUGUACUCCUUCUCCAAACAUGGGCGAUUCUGUCAUGAGAUAAAGAUGAACUAUUCGCCCUACACCAACUACUUCUCAAGGGUUUUCUGGAACAGGUCCUAUCACGUCUACAAAGUCAACUCUGUCAUCUCCUUCCAGUACUGAAGACAGCUCAGCUUCAGUCUAACUACUGAGCCAAUACUUUCUUCUGUCUCUGCAGUGUCUGUUACCAUAGUUGGAUGCAAUACAACCCCUUCGCAGUUGAUUCUCGUAAAAUCAGUGGAAGCGUGUUGAUUGAAUAUUCAGUCCCCCUUUGACAUUCUACAGGGAGUGUAAAUUGUCUUGAUAUUCUGCACAGUAACAAAUCGAAAACCCACACAUGUAACAGAGUGAGAUCCAUGAUGAGAACAUUCAGUUGGUCCCCCAAUUGUUGCAUGUCAGAUAAGUGGUCAAACUCUUAAUGAAUAGUUAGGGGCGAAGUUCACAAUGCCAUGUGAAUCAUAGUACUGUAUUUCGUUUUCCAAAACACAAAUUACUGUGAUGCCUUGAGUGAAAGCAAAGCACACAUGCAUGUAAGGGCUACAGGUCCACUAUUCUCUUCUUGUCAUUAUUUACCUCUUAAUACUGACGCACAUGCAGUGCAUGUGUGCUGUUAAAGAUUAAAGUUUGCUGCUUUGUGUCUUAGGAUGUAUUUGGCUGCACGGCCC